AUGGAGUACAGUACAAAGUUUGCUUGGUUGUUAAAGUCUUAUGGUCACGAGAAAUCAUCAGUCCUUGACGGUGGCUUGCAUCAGUGGGUGAAGAAAGGACUUGAAAUCAGUACCGAAGACGUGCAACUUCCAACAGGAAAUUGGAAGGCGAAGGAUCAUGUUGCCGCAAACAAUAUUACCUUCGAGGAAUUGCAGAAAAAGGAGGAUGGAAAAGAAUAUAUGGAACGGACAGACGAAGUGAACUUUCUGGAUGCUCGCAUACGUGGUCAGUUCAAUGGCACUGAGGAAACAGGGCUGGAUCUUUAUCGAGUAAGUGGCAGCAACAUUCCCGGCUAUAAGAACGUCCCAGCAGCUGAACUUGUGAAUGAGAACGGAGUAAUGAAAUCUCCUGAGGAGAUUCGGCAAGGUUAG
Molecule: messenger RNA, 411 nt
Organism: Cooperia oncophora
Lineage: Eukaryota; Metazoa; Nematoda; Chromadorea; Rhabditida; Trichostrongylidae
Source: the annotation of a GenBank genome assembly